This is a messenger RNA of Hydra vulgaris (swiftwater hydra), 830 nucleotides long. RefSeq lists its product as uncharacterized. The record is from RefSeq and is a predicted model, not a curated record. Gene Ontology annotation, biological process: carbohydrate metabolic process; pentose-phosphate shunt. Gene Ontology annotation, molecular function: 6-phosphogluconolactonase activity. Lineage: Eukaryota; Metazoa; Cnidaria; Hydrozoa; Anthoathecata; Hydridae.
AUUAUAGAAAAAGUGAAUUUAAUUAAAUAACAAAAAUGAAAUUACAUGUUAAAUCAUCAACAACUGAUUUGAGUUUUGCUUUUGCAAAAUUUUUAAUAGAAUGUUCAUCAAAAGCAAUUUCUGAUCAUGGGUAUUUUGCUGUUGGAUUUUCUGGAGGAAGUGCUGCAACAAUGGUUUGUGAGUGUUUUAAACAAGCUGAGUUUUCAGAGUCAGUUGAUUGGUCAAAGUGGAAAAUUUUUAUUUGUGAUGAGCGUUAUGUAGAUUUAAGUGACCCAGAUAGUAAUUUUAAAUCUAUAUAUGAUGGAUUAAUUGUUAAACAUAGUUCUAUUUUGCAAGAAAACGUUUUCAAAAUGAAUAAGUUAAGCAGUUUAGAGGAAGCAGCAUUAGAUUAUGAAGAACAGAUGAAAACCGUGUUUGUUACAGAUGGAUUCCCUUGUUUUGAUCUUCUUGUACUGGGAAUGGGUCCUGACGGGCAUAUUUGCUCCUUAUUUCCUAACCACGAACUGUUAAAUGAAGAAUCUAAAUGGGUAAGCUACCUUGAUGAUUCUCCAAAACCACCACCACAGAGAAUAACAUUUACUUUAAAUGUUGUGAAUAAUGCUAGUUGUGUUUUGUUUGUUGUAACUGGUGAGAGUAAAGCUGAAAAAGUAAAAGAAAUAGUAGAAAAUCCACCAACUAGAAGUAUUCCUGCUUCUUUAGUCAAACCAAUUCACAAAAAUGUUCACUGGUUUAUGGAUACUGCAGCUGCAAGCUUGCUGUCAAAAUAAUAAACUUUUUUUUUUUGUCAUACUUGAAAUAUCUUUAUUAGUUACAAAAUUCAACAAUUUAAA